Molecule: messenger RNA, 16565 nt
Organism: Haliotis rubra (blacklip abalone)
Lineage: Eukaryota; Metazoa; Mollusca; Gastropoda; Lepetellida; Haliotidae
Product: baculoviral IAP repeat-containing protein 6-like
Biological process (GO): negative regulation of apoptotic process; regulation of cytokinesis; apoptotic process
Cellular component (GO): nucleus
Molecular function (GO): cysteine-type endopeptidase inhibitor activity; ubiquitin conjugating enzyme activity
Source: RefSeq, a predicted model, not a curated record
UCAUUUUGAGGACGAGAGUUUAGAUGGUAGCAUGGCGGCCACUGACAAGCAGUGGUUCGUCGGGGAAGACGGAUGUUUAUCCGUUGGGGAAACAGUUACAGGUGUAACGUAUCAUUCGUCUCUUAAUUCCAUCAUUUUAACUACAAAAGAACCAUCUUUGAAGAUAUUGGAUGCAACAUCAGGGAUAGUCUUACAAAAAUCUGACCUAUCGGUUGGACAGAAACAUGGAAACCUGCACUGUGUAUACUUGUCAGAAAAAGAGAAAACUGUAUUUUGGGAUGCCCAUGCCCUGGGGGUCAGGAAGGAUCUCAGAGGGGUGCUGCUCCUUGACACCGCUCUACAGAUCCCAGUCAAGCACUCAGAAGAUGUUAUCAAGUGUGAAUUACCACUAGUUGAGGCUGGACAGUUGUUGAAAGCAUUGAUGAAUGCUGACCUGCCAGGAGUGGACAGUGUGGAGGAAGUUCUAAAAGAGUUAGAGAGAGGAAUAGAAUCUACCCACGAGGCCACGAAAGGAAACCAUAAAACAUCAAAGUGGGCAUCAGUGUGUAUCAAACUGCCACACAUGGUACUGAAGUCUGUGUGUUCUGGCCUUGUAAAUGAGCUAAAACGAAGUAAUGUGCACAGCCCCGAGCUGUCGAUUGCAUCAGCCAUCAGUGACCGCCUGUGUUACCUGCUUCCCAGCACACUGCCUGAUAUUGGAAGUGGACAUGUGGAGAGAGCCCUCAUGUAUAGUGAAGCUGCUCGGCGAGAAACAUUCACAAAAUGGCCACAUAUGAACUACAAGUGGGCAUUGCCAGAUCCCAUGGCCCAGGCAGGCUUUUACCACCAACCUAAUGCUUCAGGAGAUGACCGAGCUAUGUGCUUCACCUGCAAUGUAUGCCUGGUAUGCUGGGAACCUACAGAUGAACCUUGGUCAGAACAUGAACGUCAUUCACCGUCAUGUCCUUUUGUCAAGGGGGAGUACACACAAAAUGUACCUUUCUCAGUGACCUAUGCAACACAACCAGCUCAGCUUCACGGAAAUCCUGGAGAAGAAAUUCAUUGUGUCGGCACAACAUCAGAUGAAGACUUCUUUGUAACCUCGACAAAGCAUGGAAAUAUAUGUGUGUGGAGCAUAAGCCGAGUGCUUCAAAAAUAUUGUCAGUUCAACCUAGAUCCUUCAGAAACACAAGUGGCUUUGAAAACAGGAUUUCAAACUGAUAAAGUUGGAGAAACAUACAGAAACACUGGUGUCUCAAGAUCACGAGAGGCAAAGCAAGGUGAAGGAGAAGAGGAGAAGACACAGCACAAUUCUGAAUGUUUUGGGGCAUCAUCUGAAGAUGAAAUACAAGAAAUACCCUUACAUGAUGAAAUUGCAGAUGAGCCUGCAGUCCCCACUGAGAGGACCAGACCAUCAGAGGAUGUGUUUGUGACAGCUCUGUGCUUGUUAAAGAAGCUUAAAGACAGUUGUGGGAAAGAUCUUUUAGGAAAUUCAGAUAAAACCGAUAUUGCUAAAGGAUAUAGUUCUUCUCAACCUAGUCUACUUUGUGGAGCAUCACUUCGCCAGACCAGAUGUACACAUAUAGAAGACAAUCAGCUGCAGUCAUCAAUUGGUGAAGCAAAAAGUGAAACUGUACAGUUGAUGAAUAAAGUAAACCAAGUGGUUAGUGGUGACUCUCCUCCUCGGAUAAUUUCUGACACAGAGGAGGGAGAUGACUUUAUUCUACCAGAGACAAAGCUACUGCCAUACCUACUGAUGGUUUCAGUGCAAACUAGUAUCAAUACGAGUCAUAUGAGACAACAGUUUGAUUCUGAAUCAAUAGCAAAACCUCCAACUGGGGGUGAGAAUGGUGUUAUAACCCCACUAGGACUAUCAUCUAUGCAUCCGGACUGGUCUAUGUUUUUGGAAAAUGAUCCUUGGGCAGAUCCAGAUGUUCAGAUUGUAGGUUUUACUCCAAGUCCAAUGCAAACCUCACAACUUAAAGAUAGCAUUCCAGAAAGUACUGGCAAGAACAACAAUGAUAGCAGUAGCAGUUCUUUGGGAGUUGACAUGCCAGUAUUGCAAACAGUGAAAAUGUUUGAUGAUUGUGAAAAAAGAGAAGUCAAAACACAGUUGCCUUUGAGAGCUGGCGCAGUUAUCCAGUGUUUAGACUUACCAAAACAGUUCCAGAGAGAAGAGUAUGAAAUUGCAUCAAUAACACCAUCAAAUGACAAACAGUAUGUAGUAGUUGUAGUGUCUCCUAAGAAGGACUUUGCAUUAAACAAAGCAGAAUCAAAUAGCAACACUUCAAAUGGGGUUGCUGGAGGUAGUGUGAAUGGGGACACAGAACAUGCUGGUGGUGGGCUCAUAGUGUAUAAACUCAAAACUGAUGGUAGCAAUACCCUGGUGGAAGAAACACCAUCUAUUGUCCAUGUCAUUGAGAAGAAAGAAAAUGCUGUCUGUAGUUUGCUAAUGUUGCCUCAAGAAGUGGCUGACCAAGUGGAAGAGGAAGAUUGUGGACCACGUGAACAAGACUCAACACUGGACAGUGUUAUGGCAAGCCGUAUUAAACCAUGCAGUGUACCUGGUCAAGUGGCACUCACUCUAUUGUGUGGUAGUGUCUGGCUUGUCAACCUUGCAGACAUGCAGUUGCUUGCAGAAAUGAAACCCCUCGAGGAGGAAAAAUUCAUUUCCAUUGCUUACUGUACAGGGAUUGAACGUCUGUGUGUGUGUACAGACACAGGGAAACUCCACUUCUACCAGAUAUCUGAACAGAGUCCAGAUCUUCAGGAUUCUGCAAUAGAGAUGGAAGGAAUAUCAACCAAACAUUCGCCGGACACCGAAUCUUCAACAUGUAAAAAAGCAAAAUUUGAAGAUGUUGUUGAUCAUGCAAUAGGAAAGCCCAGUAGUGGAAUGGAGCUAUUGGCAAAGAAACCUCUGGCAGCUGAGACACUGUCAGGACUUCACAGUCUUACACAGUUUGAGAAUUUAUUCCCUCGCUAUACAGCAACAGUACCUCCAUGCUGGAGUGAGAUACAGCAAGAGCAACAGCAGCGACGUCAUCCCCAGCACUUACAACAACAAGGGGAGACAACACAGCACACUCGCACAUGGAAGCUAGCCCCUGACAGCACAAGCAACACAUGGGAUGAACACCUUCUGGAGAUAGUACUUCCUCGUCCUUGUUGUGUUGGCCAUGUAGACCUCAAGUUCACUGUACACCCAAUGUGCACAACUCAGCCAAACAUUGAAGUGACCCUCCUGAAGCAGAACAUUGGAAACAUUCGUAAACAAUCUCAUGGAUCUCGGUCAGUGCAGGUUGAAGUGGAUGAAAAAGUGGACUUUGGUAAUCUCGCCAGUGGAGGGACACAACAGGAACACUCCAACAAUGUGCUGGAUCCAGGGUUUCUUGAAAGUCACAAUGCAGAGAUUCUUUGUGGACCUAUUCAAAUCUCUGCUUGCUUAGAUCUUUCAGGGAAUAGUGGACUGGUGUCUCUCACUAGCCCCCAGCUGCUUAACUCUAAGCCACGCUCACUUCUCUUGCAUAUUAAAGGUUUCCCAAACAAACCAGAGGAUUCAAAUCUCACAAAGGAGACUAAAAAGAAGAUGUCAACUCCAGUUGCGUCUACUUCUAACUCCUCAAAGCAGAAGACAAUUAAGUCUUUGUUUGAGAAUGUGCCCUACAUGCCUGGAGCCAGUGUUGCAGAGAGACUAGCAGCUACAGCACCACAUAAACAAAAACUCACUGAUGUGAAAGGCUGUGAUUGGAUUCAAGAAAUUUCAUUGACAGUACGAAAAAUGAAAAGAACAAACAUUCCACGCGAGAGGCCCCAAAGAAAUGCAAUGAUUGAAAUGCAGAGCUUUCAUGAAAGACUGUUGAAAUUAGUUGCUCUUCCGAGUGAAAAUGAAUUGGUUGGGAUUGGUACUGAACAUGCUCAGAACAUAGCACUAGAUGUGCUGACUUGGAUAACUGCAAUACAGAUGAAUGAUCCUAUCAAGAGGAAGCACAGUCGCUGUCUGGUUGUAGUUGUGCAACAACAUUUGAGGGAAAUUGUGAAGGCAUGUCUAAUAGAUGGAACAAGAACAACAGCUCACAAGUGUUCACGGUUACUUGCGCUACUACUGGAGUAUGCUAAAGUAUCAUCAGAUCCUGACCUGGCCCCAGCCUUCAGUUACCUCAUGCUGCAAGCGAUGAUCAGCUGCUUGCCUUUACUCCCAUGUGCCACAUCAGCCGGGGCCAUGAAGUGGUUCUUUACAGUGUUAAACCAUGUCAAAUGUAUGGAUAUCAACACUGUUGCUAAGACAUGUACAGAACUCUUAUGUGCAAUUGCUAAGCAUUAUCAAGAGAGAGCAGUUCCAUUACAUGCUCUGCUAAAAAUCGGGUUGUAUGGUCAUCCCUUGGAACCAGAUCUCUUUGACCUUGAGAAUCCUCAAAGCCUGAAGAACACCAUCAAACCCAGUGCAUUUCAAAUUGCUAAGGCUAACAAUAUCAGUGCACAGUCCAUGUCAACAACACCUACAGUACAAGCAGCCCUAGAGGCUACUCGGCAACAGGAUGAGCCAGAUCUUUAUGAGAUGUUGUGUUUAAAUUCUUCACAAGACAAGUCUGGAAAAUCACCUGUGGAUUAUGCACGUAAUCAUGUCUUGGGAUUGUUAGAGGCAGAACCACUUCAUUUUACUUGCCAUGCUACCAGUGAUGGCACCAGAGUUGAAAGAUUGGAUGCCAAUGGUAAUAUACUCCCAUCCACUGCACCUUUAGGCAUGUCAGGCACAAUAAACUUUGGUGAAAACCCUCCACCAAUCAUCAGUGGUGGUUCUGGCAUGACUGGAAUGGCAAUGGCAGACUCUCUCAAGAAACUUGCCCAGAUAUAUGCCAAACAGUUGCAUCCCAGUUACAAGCAGCUUGAACAAGCCAUCACAGAAGCUAUCCAUACCCCAGGAAAGAAAGUAACCAAAGCUCCAGAACUCUUUCCACCAACACCGAAAACUACACCCAACUUAAUGACUCCAUCUGUUACACCUCCAAAUGAAACAUGGCAUGUACAGGUCGUGGCACCACCAUCAGUUUCCAAGCUGAUGAGUGGUGAGAGUGAUAUCAGCAAGCAACAGCAACAACAACAGCAACAAACAGUUGCCCCACAAACAAUAUCACUUUCACUAGCAGGUGGUUCCGGCCAACCAUCCACAUCACAGAUCCAGCAGCAGACACAGAAAGCUUCAUUUGCUUUUCCCCAAAACCAGGCUCUGUUGCAGCCACCUCCGCCUCAGGUCCUUGUCAUAGAAAGAAUGCACUCAGGUGCAAGGCGUUUUGUGACACUUGACUUUGGAAAGCCAAUUCUUCUCACUGAUGUAAUAAUACCGGCCUGUGUUGACCUUGCUUCACUCUCUAUUGAUGUUUGGAUACAAGGAGAAGAGGUUGAUGGACAGAGACUAGUUGUGGCUUCAGACAUAGGAUUAAGAACUCUUGUCAUGAACAAUAUCAUGCCUCCACCCAUCUGUCGCUAUCUGAAGAUUACAACUGUAGGAAGAUAUGGUGCUGGAACAACACGUUCGCGGAUCCCUAUAGGUGCUUUCUAUGGUCAUUGUUAUAUUCUACCAUGGGAAUGGAAGGAAUAUGUGGAGGACCAGAGUGCUCCCUCAUGCAGUCAUUCUGCAGCUCAACUGGAAGUUCAGGGCCAGUCCCAGUUGUUGUCACAGCUUGGACUCUUCAUGUCACUUCAAGAAGAUCUUCAGUGCAGAUACAGUCUAACUAAAACUCGCCUGGAGUCCCUUCUCAGUGCAGUGGAUAGUAUGCAGUUCCCAGCAUCACAUGUUGAAUACUAUUUGAAGAAAACCAAGAAAAAUGAUGAAGACAAUAGUAUCAUUCAGACAUAUAAUGACUGCCUACAGCUACAGCUGCAGCUGAACCUUGCUCAAAGAGCAAUUGUCCGUCUGAAAAGAGCACUUGGUAUCAAAGGUAGAGAAUAUGAGGAAAAUGUGAAUAUGAAUAAUCUGCUUCGGCAAACAUCAACAGACAAGCUUAGAGUGAUGUUGGAGAACCUGCUUGAUACCCUGCUGAGCAUGAGUACAAGCACCCCAACAAUUCCACAACCACCCUUGUCUCUGUACAUGGCACUUACACCACAGACAAGUGAGACUCUCUUUAAGAACUUAUGUCUGUUGGGAAGCAGGCGUAUCCAAGUCAGCACAGGUUUACUACUGACUAGGAUCUGUGGCAGUCAGACAUGGUGGGGAACUUUCUUGGGAAAUAUGCUUCAGGAAUUCUUCAAUUCUGAAUAUACUCAAAUAUUUCCUCAAGACAGAGUAUUUGUGUUGCUGAGUGCCCUUGGCCAGAAGUCCUUGAGUGGUCCCAGCUCUGUCAGCAUUAUGGAAUCUCUACUGGCAAUGUUGGCCAAGGUGCUGUCCCCACUUACAAGUGCACCUGAUGCUGCCUCACACAGAAACUCAAUAGGAUGUUUGGACUUAUCACUCGUCAGUUGGAUUCUUCUUUUCUUGUGCCGAAACUUUGACAACUCUUUUGGUCUUACACCGGGAGUAGAAGAAUCAGAAAAAGUAAAUCUGAGAAAGGAUGCAGGAUCAUGCCAAGCAAACCGUUGGGGUUUCAUCCAGGGUCACGUGUCUAACAAUCCAUCUCGAAGCAAAUCUCGUUCUGGCAAACUGUACAGGAGGUCACUUCAAAAACGCAUUCUACACCACAAGCAAAGACUUCAUGAUCUAGAGUUAGCCAAGAAGAAGUUUGUUGAGAGCCAGCUUGAGAAGAGUGGAGGCCAGGCUGUGGUGGGGAAAGAGGCUCAGGCUCUCAUGAAGCAGCAGGAACAGCAGUUUAAGAAGGAGUUGUCACAGUAUGCUUCUAAGCACUUAAAAGACAUUGUUCACAUCCGACGGGCCGAUGCCGCUAUGUUGCAGAAGCUGCCGGGUUGGAGAGAAGAAGGAGGGGCUGCACCCAAUGGAGGGGAGGAUGAGUCCGAUACUACCCUCGUGUUGCCGCGGGAUCGUUGUCUAGCAGUGGUUAGAGGUCUUAUGGCUCUGCUACUCAGCAUGGAUUUCACAUGCCAUGUCGACUUGUUCUUGGUGGCUUGUAAGGUGUUUGCUAGAAUUUGUAAUAGUACACGCCCUGCUAUAAGCCUGACUGAAUCCAUGACACAGGAACAACUGGAAAAAUUAAUUCUGCUCGUUGCCAACCAAGAAUUCAACCAUGGCACUAUCACUUGGGGUGGACCAUGGGCCAGCCAUGCUAUCACUUGUCUGUUGCAGGAUGUGCAAGAUGGCGAAAGGUUGUACCCAGCAAUGUCUGGUUUGUCAGCAAUACCUGAUGAGAUGUCUGCAACUGUGACAGAGACAGAUGAUAGUCUUGCUCAGAGUGUUAGUCUACCAACAUUUGAUGAUAGCAAUGGAGAAAUAACAGAUGUGGAGAGCUCCCAGGUUGGGGAAGUGAGUACAACACUUGACAAGGAUUCCUCCAUGAUGGUGGACUUGCUGCUGGAUGACCCUGAGCUGGAUGAUGAUACCACUGAUAAACUCCAUGAGUAUGUCACUGGAGAGUCUGUCAAGCCACCACCUGCUAAUGAUGGACCUUUCCAUGUUGUCUACAUGGGACUUAGUGAUGGUCCAAACCAAACCAUGGAAUUAGCAGACCACAUAAAGUCAGCAAUGUCAGGAAAUUUGACAUCAUAUGACAAGAAACAGAAGUUGAAGAACCUAAAAAGCAAGUUAUCAGACUACCUGAACACCUCAAAGGCAGGGAGUGGUUGCCAAGGUCUCUCUUCAGCAUUAGAUGCAAGAUUGGAACUAGGUCUGGAGACACAAGCUGAACUCAGGCUCAAGGUGAUGCUGUCUGUACAAAUGGACACUGUACAUAGUGCCUUUUCAAGUUCCUUGCCACCGGCUCUUUCACUUGCCAACAAUACAAGCACACCAUUGCAGCCUCCUUCCACAGAUGAUGAACUGUCUGAAGCCAGUAUACAUCCUACACAUCACAGGCUGCAAAGUUCCAGUGAAAUGUUGAGUCAGUGCUUCAACCACCUAUUUUCUCAACUGCUAAACCGCCGUGUGAAUCUGGACACUGUCCUGCAGUUGUGGCUGACAAUGAAUGAAGACAGUGCACAUGAUGACACUCCACUUCAUACCAGCUUUGAUCCUUCUCGCAUUCCAUCAGUUCCAUUGACUGGUUCGUCUUUAGCUCAUCUACUAGAAGCUGUGGUCCUUACACCAAACUUGCCAGUGCGAAGUUGGGUAUUUGUCUUUCAAACACUCUGCCUGUUCUCCAACCAGAGGACAGCUUCUCAAGUGGCUGGACCAGAUAUAUCUAUGGUGAAUGCUGUGCUGAAGGAGAGCAACUUGAUGCCUUUGUUGGUGAAAUUUCUGUCUGGUGUAUCCACUAGUGGUCCAACUGCAGCAAGCAUCUACUAUUCCCAGGUUGGACCAUCAGCAACAAAAGCUUUUGAUGAAUUUCUCAGAAGAAUGCAGAUCAAAUCAGCUGAGAGCAGCACUCAGAAUUUGAGAGAACUCAUGCUGAAACUGGUGUUCACUUUAACAGCAGAAAGAGGUGCUUUCUACAGUUGUAUGGGUCCCCUGGAUGCCCAGUGUAAGUUCCUGGAGUUUGUACUGGACAUUCAGUAUGGUCAAGUGGAUAUCAACAAUGCGAUAAGUGUUAUUCAGUCCAUUAGUUCACUUGUUCAUCAGCACAUAAUCUGCCAAGAACGGGUUACUUGUCGUAGCUCAUUUGAGAACAACGUGAGUGCGCGAUCGUGCUUUGGUGGAUUGUUCGCUGGACUUUUGAGAGGCGGAGACACACGAACAGGACUUGGUGAUGCCAGUCGUGAUAGGCUUAUGUGUAGUUUACUGAAAUUGGUCAAUAUACUUGUUCAAGUAAAUAUACCAAGCAGAAACUUGAGGAGCUCAGAAGUUCCUUCACAAGAAAGAAGUGAUCCAACAUUGACUCCCAUGUUAUUGACAAAUAGACUUUCAGAUGCUGACAAAUUGAGUCAUGUACUGGCUACUUCAACCCCUGUGGCAGCACCUGUGAUGGCAAUACUCUCAGAUGAUGAAAAGGGACAUCAGACAGAUGAACAAAAGACAGAAUCAGCAGCUGCAGUUGCAGCAGGAAUGGAGAUGAAUAAUUCUGACUGGCGCCAGCCCACGGACACGAACAACUGUGUUGCAGAAAUUAUUCUAACACAUCAAUACAUAAUGCAAAAUUUUCUGCAGACAUUGAGUUUCUGUAAUAGUAAUGCCAUGGCCACCCUUCUUGGUAAUGCUGGAGUACAGAGUGUCCAGGAGAAUUUGACAGGUGGAGAUGUUGUCUCUGUUGGGGAUUGUGUAUAUCAGAUCCUUGUGACACUGGCAAGUUGCAAUUCGGACACAAAGCCAAUGCUGGAUUCACUUUUCCACUACCUCUCUGGAAGCACUCUCUGCAGGCUCUCUGAGCCACUGCUAUGGUUUGCCUUACGUGUCCUCAACAGUUCUCACAAUAUCAAGCAGUUCCUAGAUAUAGGUGGCAUGGAGGUGGUGUGCAGCAAUCUGGUCAGUUGUAAUCGCCGCCUUAUCUGCACCAAUUCUAGCUUAAUCUCUACCAUCAUGCAGAACAUGAACAACGGAAGAGCAGGAGCAAAUGGUGACAAGAUCAACUCCACAGAUUCAGAAAAUACAGAUGGAUUGCAGAACUUUGCUCCUAUGGGCACAGUCUCUUCCAGCAGCCCAACAGCAAGUCCAGCAGAUGUCCUUAUCCAAACAUCGCCCCCACAUAGGAGAGCCAGAUCUGCUGCCUGGUCUUAUCACUUCUAUCCUGAUGAAGCAUGGGUUGAUCUCACCAUACAACUGCCAUUUGCUGUAUUACUGAGAGAAGUGCAAAUUCAACCUCACGGUUCUUCUCUAGCAACGUGUCCAUCCUUCGUAUCCCUGGAGAUAAGUCACGAUGGAAUGACUGUGACCCCAAUGUGCCCACCACUUAUGACGUCUAGCCUGGCGGUGAUCAAACUUCAACUACAGAAGCUAGAAGUGACUUCCUCCGUCACUAUCCGACUCCACAAAGCUCGAGAUUCUAUGACCAUUGGACUUUCUCAAAUUCUUCUUAUGGGCUACAGUGCUUUCAGAGAUACUGGUGCUAAACCUGGUGCAUCCUUUUCAGCUGAAGAUUCAGUCUCUCACUCCAGCAUUGGUUGGAUUCGUCUUCUCCACCAUUGUCUGACAGCAUUUGAUGAUGUGGAAGACCGUGUUGCUGCGGCAGCAGCCUCUACACCAAAUCUUCUGACCACCUGUGCCUCCCUCCUUGUGUCACCUACCGCUAUUAUCUACACACCUAAGAUUGAGGCAGUGCUGCUCAAGAUUGGUCUUCACUCUCUACCUAUGGGACUUGCUCUCAUUGAUAACAUUUUGAGCAGUCCUCCAUUAGCCAGAGGGAACAAUGCUCAUCCAUACCUUGGUAAAGUUAGUGGAGUUGCCAGUGAAUCAACUGUGGAAUUGCUCUAUCAGUUGGGAAUGGUGCAGGAUUCAGGGACAAAAGCAAGAGUGCAGGCUGUAUUACAAUGGCUGGGCGACAGUGGUCAACAGGCUGUCCAAAAGAAUGCAGGAGGAGGUAAUGAUUCCGGAAGAGAAGCAGGUGGAUACAUGUGGCUCAGCACUCUGCCUAACCCAGCACCAGCUCAUGUUCACUGUAUUGCUGCAGUCUUGUGGCAGAGCCAAGAACUCCAAGUACAGUAUGGCUUGGCUGACAUCAUCACAAUAGACCUGGUCAGCUGUUUAUAUGAAUGGUCUACAAUGCUGUCAUCUGACUCGCUGCUGAAGAAGUCACUCGACUAUGUUCUGUGUGCUGCCUGCCACAUCCAGCCAGAGUUUUUUACAAUGAUACUUGAGUGGAUGGGAAUAAUUAUCAAUUUUGAUCACAGCAUGAAUGCAUCUAUAUCAGAUGACUGCAAAGACAGUUUUCAGUUUCAUCAAGGGACAAUGACAGAUGAUUCAAAAGAAGCCAGUCAUGUGCCGCCAAGACCUGCAAACUCACCACCUAUUACAUUGCAAGAAUUAAGUCACAUGAUGCUAGAUGAAUCAAGACUUGCCACUUUAGCCUUAGUUUGUAAGUCGCCAGUUGCCAUCAAACAGCUCCUGGACUCUGGUUUCCCGGCAGUUCUAGCUCAGUGCUUGUAUGAAUUCUGUAAAAAUGAAUUUGUUAGGAUGUCAGAGAACAAUGAUGCAAGCAGCAGCCGAAGUGGAACAAAUGUUGUGUCAGAAGGAAUCACUGUCAUUAAAGAGGAGACACCAGACUUAGCUGAAACAGACAAAUCAUGGUCACUGAAUGGGCAACUGGUUGCUGCGAUAUUGGAAUUCUUUGCUGAAGUGAGCUCAGAAACAUUGAUGAAGGACUGGGUUGGGAGCCAAGAGGGCAGUGUGUUUUGGACGAUGCUACUCACCAUGCUGUGCACUACAUACUCACAAACAGCUCAUCCUGGGGCGCAUCCUCCACAAAUACAACUGAAGGUAAUGACUGCAGAAGAACGGUCAGUUCUAGAGUCAUCAGCGGUCCAUUUCUUCACAAGAGUGAUAUCUUGUCACUCCAUCAACCAGCUCUUUUUUUUGCCAAAGUAUUGUGUGAUGUCAUCCGAGAACAGGGUCAUGCAAGAACAGAAAAACUUUCUAGUAUCCUCGAAUCUUAGUGGCAUUUCACUGUACCAGUGUUCAGUGCCGACUGCAGACUCUCACUUCAGGCAACCAGAUUCAUCAUCCUCACUACGGUGCAGGUCGGAGCUACAGAACAGUCAUGCUCAACAUAAACACUUCAAGUGGAGACGCGCGCUCAACAAAGUUGCAGAUGCUCCUGUGCUGACAACUCCCUUCCUUGAUAUAAAGGAUGAGAAGACAAAGAAUAACAAUAGUGACGAAAAGAUAGACCCCAGUGAGUUAGGGCUUGAGAUGCUGGAAUACCUGUCUAAUGCUGCAGGUAUUUCAGCUAAAGAGCGUCGAGAGAAAAGUCCAUCUCCUACAAAGAGCGCACUUCCUCCUCGGCCUCCUACAAGAAGAGGACGACAUACACUGGAGGAUGUGUCAUCUCAGCUCAAGUUUUCCAUGUCUUCACUCCAGUUACAUCACAAGAUUCUCCCGAAUAAGGCUCUGCCAUCAGAGCUGACACUGUCUCAGUUGGUGCAUCUUGUGGAACAGAGAGGAGAAGCUAUGGCUUCAUCUACCAGUUCAUGCCUUCAACUUACCAUGCGCCUACAGUCAGCCCGCUUACAACAGACACACACACGCAUCUCAACGUCCCUGCAGGAACAAGAUGUUGGAUGUGCUGUGCCAAUGGAAGACUGGAACAUGAAGGAGGAGGAUGUCCCCAACCAGGUGUUGCUGUGUUCUGCUACAUUUCCUUCAGCUCUGCAAGUAUUUGCGAGUGUUGGAGGACUUGCUCUCCUUGCUGAACACCUGCCAUUACUCUACCCAGAGAUCACCCGGCAAGCUGCAUCGCCAGAGGCUACUACUGAUAACAACAAUGUAUCUGAUAUUGGUCAAGACUGGGUUACUGUGGAAUCUUCUGAUGAAUUUUAUGAUCCAUAUGUGGAACCAGUUUCUCCUGCCCCAACUGCACAGAGGACUGCUCGCCACUCUUCUUCGGGCAUGCCUUCCAUACCUCCUCACUCGCUCAUUGCAUUUGGCUUGUUCCUUCGGCUACCAGGCUAUGCUGAAGUCCUGCUGAAAGAGAGAAAGAAGGCACAGUGUCUAUUGAGACUUGUUCUGGGAGUCACAGAUGACGGAGAUGGAGGUCACAUUUUAACUUCACCUCUGGCCAACUCCUUACCUACAUUGCCUUUCACUGUGCUUAAGUCACUGUUUGAUGCCACUCCACUGACAACAGAUGAUGGUGUACUUUUGAGACGAAUGGCUCUUGAUAUAGGCGCAGUUCAUCUUAUCCUGGCUUGUUUGUCAGUACUGAGUCACCAUGCACCUCGGAUCACCUCAGGGACAUUCCAGCAGGAGGUGACGUCAUCAGCCAACCACCUUCCAUUGAGCCAGACAGAGGAGAAGACACAACACUACUGGGCCAAAGGUACAGGGUUUGGGACAGGUUCCACAACAUCAAGUUGGGAUGCUGAACAGGCCUUAUUGAGACAAAGAAGCGAAGAAGAACAUGUCACAUGUCUCUUGCAGGUUCUUGGAAGUUACAUCAAUGCUGGUGGUCAGUUACCAAAAGAUUUUGAUAAUGCCAACUAUGCACCUCCCUCAGAGAAAAGCCUUAUUCCAGAAGUAAUGUUGGAUCUGCUCUCCCAGUCCUGCUUGGUGCCAGCUAUAUCAUCCUACUUGAGGAAUGACUCAGUCUUGGAUAUGGCUCGUCAUGUACCAUUAUAUCGAGCACUGUUGGAACUUCUGCGAGGUUUAGCUGUCAGUCCUUCCCUUGUACCCCUCCUCCGCCCACUGGAGAAGGAUGGGGCCCCAGACUCAGCCACUGCCAUUGAGGUUCUUCUGGACAAGAUGAAAGGCUGUGUUGACACAUAUGCCAGUCGCCUAAGAUCAAACAAAGGCAAAAAUGGGUGUUCAUCUACUACACCUACACCAGCCAAGAUGGAAGAAGAAGAAAAUGAAGGACUUGCUCUUCUCAUACCUGACAUUCAGGACACAGCACACAUUGUCAGAGUAGCUACAGACAGAGUUAGAGAUACAAUUGACGACACAGACAGUUCAAGUGCACAGGCCAGUGAUCGGGAUCGUGCUAAAUGUUUCCACACCCUGGAGGAGAAGUACAUGAUGUCUAUGAAGGAAUUGCAGUUUGAUACCUUUGAAAUGGUUACCGAAGAAACUGGGGGACUGAAAUUUUUGGUUCCUCAUCACUUUGAGUCAAAUGUGAAGGCAGCUGGAGAAAUUAACAGUGCAUCGAGGACAAGGCGCCUUGCACAAGAAGCAGUCACUCUGUCCACUUCCUUACCCUUGUCAGCCAGCAGCAGUGUAUUUGUCCGCUGUGAUGAGGAAAGGCUUGACAUCAUGAAGGUGCUGAUAACUGGUCCUUCAGAUACACCCUACACAAAUGGAUGUUUUGAGUUUGAUGUCUACUUUCCACAAGAUUAUCCUAACUCCCCUCCAUACAUAAACCUUGAGACAACAGGGAACCACACCAUACGCUUCAACCCCAACCUAUACAAUGAUGGCAAGGUUUGCCUGAGUGUGUUGAACACCUGGCAUGGCCGACCAGAGGAAAAGUGGAACUCUCAGACUUCAAGCUUUCUGCAGGUUCUUGUGUCCAUCCAGUCAUUGAUUCUUGUGAAUGAGCCAUAUUUCAAUGAACCUGGAUAUGAAAGAUCUCGAGGAACACCUUCAGGUACAGCCAGUUCAAGAGAGUAUGAUGCCAACAUCAGACAGGCCACAGUCAAAUGGGCAAUGCUUGAGAUGCUCCGGAACUCUCCACCAUGUUUCAGAGAUGUGAUCCAACGCCACUUUUGGCUAAAGAGACAUGAGGUGCUGAAGCAAUGUGAGGACUGGAUCACUGAAAUGGAGGCCUACAGCAGUGACAAGAGGACAGGCAGAUCCAUUGCUCACAAUACCCUGGCUCUUAAGAGACACUAUAAUCAGCUCCGAGAAGAGUUGGCAAAAAUGAAGCCUCCAAGUGAAUUUGAAGAUGAAGAUGAAGAGUGCAUUGACCCUCAGGGCAAGCAUUACUCCACAGACAUGGCAGCCGCAGCAGCAGCAGCAGCAUCUAGUAACCAGAGUCCAGCAGUGGACCACUUGAGCCCAGGCCCAUCUGCUGGCUCUGCCUUCACCGCACCAGCAGCAGCUUCCAUGCUGCUGGAUCCACUUGGCAUUGGCCAGGAGUUACCAGACUGCUAGCAACACCUUCAUUCAAAAUGUGCCAAAAGUCAAGUCAAAGCUGUAUAUAUCUGGUCUGGAACUUAUGUCUUAUGGCUGUGAUAUGUGCAGGAUUCCGUACAGGACUAUAUCAGGGAAAAAACAAACCUUGCUUACAGAAACUACUGCUGGCUUUGUGGUUGUAACAAAUGAGUCAUAAAGGCAUACAAAUAUCUUUUCACAACCAUUCUGUAACUUGACAGUUAAUGUACUGAAACAUUUGGAACUGUUUAACAGAAAUGGAACAGUUUCUGCUUUUAUAGCUCAGGGUUAUCCUAAUUAGUGUGGUAGUAUGUGCUUUUUUAGACAUAUUAAUUUGAUUUGUUGUUACAUUUAACAUACUGUUAAAACAUGACCAAGAAUGUAAAUAUUGUGUGUGUGCAUUUAGUGACAAAUAUGUUGAGUGCAUAGUUGUUACUAUGUUAUGUGUGAAUGAUUGAAUGAAUAUAAUCUAAGUAUAUACUUUGUACAUUUAUUGUAUCCUUCAGACAAAUGUUAAGUAUCAAACCACAUUUGCUGAAGUGGUACAAGGAGGUAAAUGGCAGCUUGACAUUCUUUUCUUUUAUUUCUACUGUGUUCAUUUGUUGUUUUCAACAUUUUCUGACCCUGAGUGUACAUACUGUGUUUACUAGAUGUUGUUACUAUACAACCAGAUAAUUCCCUUUACAGAGAUAUCCAAAAGUCAACCAUAAUAAUACAGAAACAUUAGGAUAGUGGUAGCCGGAAUCAGAUUAGGUAGGACUAUGUGAGCUAGUAAAAGUCUUUCCAUAAGGGAGCCAUACAUGUGUUAUUAGCAGCUCUUUUAAACUGGACUGCAUAUAGCUUUUGCUGGAAUAUGACUGCCUUUGUUAAUGACAGCUACUCAAAGAUAGUUAACCUAAAAAUUAUUCUAUUUUUCCAAAUAGCCCGUGGGAAUUCCUUUGCAUAGGUCAAGGAGGUUUAUGCCGUUAAUAUUAAAUAUACAUUGUCUCAAACUAAGCUCUGUCAUGGUUUGGUUUUUAUAAGAUGGAUGUCGUAAUUUUAUUUUAGGAAAGUGUUAAGAGCUGUCUUUUUUAAACAAAUGCAGUAAGUUUGAGGUUGCAAUAUUGAAAAUUCUUACUCAAAAGCUUCUGGUUACAAUGCAUAAAACACCUUCAAAUGUCUCUCAAACGUCAGUGUCAUCUUUGAGGUUACUGUGAAACAUGGUUGUAUCUUGAUUGGCAGAUCUUAAGUGGUUGUUAUGAUCUGACAGAACAUGGUGGUACAUUAAAAUGCUUUGAUGAAAUGGUGGUGAUGGGGGAUGUUUCUGUUUUUGCAAGCAAAUGCAAAUACUGAGUUCAUGUCUGUGAUCACAUUCUUCAGGUUCAUAGGAUUAUGUCGAAGACCAAAUAAACAAAAGAUGAAAAUACUACCAACUUGUAUAUCAGUCCUGUGUCUUGAGGUCAUUUCUUAACAUGCCAAGAUAUUAUCAAUUUUAAAAACAAUUAGUGUAUUGUGUAUUAUUAUUGUCACCCUCAAGCUUAUGCAUGUUCUGUGUAUAUUUACAGGGCAAAAAAUAUGUAAACCAGUCAUAAAAAUCUGCUUUUCUCCCCCAUCCAUUUAUACUUCUGAUUAAUUGCACCAUUAAUACAUAACAAUUGUAAGAAAUGUUUGGGCUAUUUCAGCUUAAUUAUAUUGAUGGAUUGUGUUGUUGAUGCGAUGUAGUGUUAUAUGAUCAAACGUGUUGGAAGACCUUCCUGUACAAAUUGUAAAGUCUGUACAGCAUGUAAAUAAACAUAAGGCUAAAAUGUCAAAUAAAUUAAUUUUAAAUGAU